Lactuca sativa (garden lettuce) is the source of this 655-nucleotide messenger RNA. RefSeq names its product 2,3-bisphosphoglycerate-independent phosphoglycerate mutase. NCBI's taxonomy places the organism in Eukaryota, Viridiplantae, Streptophyta, Magnoliopsida, Asterales, Asteraceae. The record is from RefSeq and is a predicted model, not a curated record.
AACAAAAUACAGGUUUUGAAAAGCUUGCGUUCUUCUGUGGUUGAGAGUUGAGAAUCUAAAAAAAUGGAUAUUCGAGCGAUGAGCAUUGGGAGCCUCACGUCAUCGUGGAGAAAUCAAAAACCUCCGAAGCCCUGUUACUGUUCCAGCCGAGAUCCUCCUCCUCGGAGGCCACCGUCUCCUCAAAAUGGCGACGAUCGGAACAACAACGGCAAAGACAAAUCAUCAACAGAUUGGGAUAAGGCAUGGUCAAGUUUCAAAAAGCAAGGGAAAAAGAGCUUGUUUUCACAGUUUACCCCAAAUAAGUAUGUAAGCUGGAACCCUAGGCGAUCCAACUACCCAUUGUCUGAGGAAGUAGAUCCCAUUAAGAGGGCAGAAAGAUCAAAUUUAAGUCUAUGGACUAGUCCAGGUUUCACCCUUGGGGGUGCAAUUGUCAUUGUAACCGUUCUUCUUGUGUACACCAUUCUUUUUCCCGUCAAGUAGUUAAAUACAUACUCUAAGCAUUCAGCCUUCCAGUUUCAUAGGAGAGAGGUCUGAUGGCUGAUGCUGUACAUAACUCAUGUCUAUUCUCAUGGAGAUUACUCUGGUGGAAUGUCUAAAGUUGAAAGUUCAUGAAAUAUGUAUAUGUAAUGAUCGAUUUCCGCUCUUUCAGAAGUCA